CUAUUAAGCGCCUCCCAGUUCCUCUAAAGGACAUUAUAAUGCAAGGAACCUCCUUUUUAACCACAAACCGAAUUUGCUUUCAUUUAGGCCAUAUAUAUUUUUUAAAUAGUUUAAAGUCAUAGAGAUUUUUUUGGAAAAGCAUUUCGCCCUGGAGCGGUGCGCGAUGCUUUCGCACGCCGACCUGCUGGAUGCUCGCCUCGGUGAGUUAUCAACGCCAAACUCCGGUCUGCAACUCUACUGGAUGAAGGACGCCGCGGCUGAGCUUCUGGGUCACAGGGAGGCAUUGAAAUGCAGGCUGGGCGGCGGCGGAACUGACCCGGGCCACCCCGGAGAGCUCGCCCCGGUCUCCGAUGCGGUGGAAGGAGCCACCCUCCUCCCCGGAGACGAUAUCAACAGUGCCGGAUCCAACCCGCCGGGUGUAGCGGUGAACAGUAAGGACCAGGAGAAGCAACAGCAGCAGCAACAGAACCCCACCCAGUCCAGCAGCCAGCAGAGUCAGAAACAGAAACGGCACCGGACUCGCUUUACUCCGGCUCAGCUUAACGAGCUGGAACGCAGCUUCGCCAAAACCCACUAUCCGGACAUCUUCAUGCGCGAGGAGCUCGCGCUCCGGAUCGGCCUGACGGAAUCACGCGUGCAGGUCUGGUUUCAGAACCGACGCGCCAAAUGGAAGAAGCGCAAGAAGACCACCAACGUGUUUCGCGCCCCCGGCACUUUGCUGCCCACUCACCACGGCCUACCGCAGUUCCCCUCCGCGGCGGCGGCGGCGGCGGCCAUGGGCGACAGCCUGUGCUCUUUUCACGCUAAUGACACCCGCUGGGCUGCGGCCGGGAUGCCGGGAGUCUCCCAGCUGCAGUUACCGCCCGCCCUAGGCCGACAACAAGCCAUGGCACAGUCUCUAUCCCAGUGCAGCCUGGGCGCCGGACCGCCGCCCAACUCCAUGAGCCUGUCCAACAUGUCCUCCAACGGCUCCGGCCUCCAGUCCCACCUCUACCAACCCACCUUCCCCGGCAUGGUGCCCGCGUCGCUCUCUGGCCCCACCAACGUGACCGGCUCGCCUCAGCUGUGUAGCUCCCCGGACACUGACGUCUGGAGAGGGACGAGCAUCGCGUCCCUGCGCCGCAAAGCGCUCGAGCACACAGUGUCCAUGAGUUUCACCUAAUACUUUGACGUGUUUCUCCUCCAGCCAUCGCUUCUGGCCCCAGUGACGCACAAGGAAGUCUAAGGAUAGGCCUGCGACUGUCCCGUAGUAAACAUGAACCGUGCGCACCUGACGGAAAUAACACCUACAGCACCAUAGGCUGAAAAAAAAAACCCGAAGUGUAUUUAUUUAUUUAUUUAUUUAUUGAUCGAUCAUGUCCUAUUUAUUUAUUUAUUCAAAAAACGUCAACAAGCUGGACAGAAAACAACCGUGUCAUUUGCAUUUGAGAAACAAGGAGAGAGACGGUGCACUCGUUUUUAUUUAAUAUUACUAUCUUCAUCGUCAUCGUUGUUAUUAUUAUUAUUAUUAUUAUUAUUAUUAUUAUUAUUAUUAUUAUUAUUAUUAUUAUGGAAGAAAUCGUUCAAAUUUGAGGACUGCUUUAUGAAUCGGUGGAAGGAAGGAAAAUAUCUCAAAAAGAAUUAAGAAACUUGACUGCAUGUGCCGACCAACAACACCACAACGGGGAAAUGUCAUUUAAAAGAAAAGUAUGACUUUGUUAUAUGCUGUUAUAUAGGAUGUUUUGUGUAGAUAAAGCAUUCUUAACUUGUUCCCAUUCGGUCAGUUUGUGAUAUGUUCUAAGUUCAUGUAUGUGCUUAUACCAAUAUAAAUUUCUUAAAUGUUUGAUCUUCUUAACGGCUGUUUUGUUUCCUGAACAUGUUUAUAACGAUUGAAUGUAAAUUAACGAAUAAAAUCAUUUUCAAUAUGUCAUUAUUGA
Molecule: messenger RNA, 1916 nt
Organism: Puntigrus tetrazona (Sumatra barb)
Lineage: Eukaryota; Metazoa; Chordata; Actinopteri; Cypriniformes; Cyprinidae
Gene: otpa
Product: orthopedia homeobox a
Exons: 3
Coding region: 164-1162 (332 amino acids)
Biological process (GO): neuron differentiation; regulation of DNA-templated transcription
Molecular function (GO): DNA binding; DNA-binding transcription factor activity, RNA polymerase II-specific
Source: RefSeq, a predicted model, not a curated record